GGAGGAGGAGGUCAAAUGCGAGAGUUUGGAAAACGUGAGGCUGUCUCCACUCUCCAGGAUCAGUAAAGAGGUAGAUAAUUGUGCCAAGUGACAGUAGACAAAAUAAUUCGCGGUGCAGGUGUUAUAGUGUCGACUCAGAAACCAGUGAGACGGUGUCUGGUUGUAGUUUGUCCGUGUCACAGAGACGAUAGCUAAUGCUACAUGUCGCGUGUUCGCAAACAGCUGCUGUGAAUAACGGGGCUACUAGAGUUUAACGAUCAGUUUUGCAACCUAAAAUGAUGUAUUAUUUAUGUAGAGGUGAUGCAUGAGACAUUUGUACAUGAUCGAAGUUAGUUAGUUCGCUGCUGCACGUUGCUUCCUCGGACAUUUAUUAUUUUGUCUUUGGGUACUUGUGUCACGGUCACAGCCGUCAUGUUUCACUCCGUGCCCCGUCGUCCCAUCUGCGACAUCGGUGUGAGUACAUUGAAGCUUCAGAGCAGUCGAGCAUUCAGGCGGACUGUGGAAGAGAAUAGAGGGAAGCUUGAGAAGGUUCCAUGGCUGGGCAGGAACAUGGGCCUGCUGCUGUCUUGGCUCCAGAGGGCAGGUGUCGAUACGAGCCAGGCCGCGGGAUCUGGCCGAAAUAGAAAGGGCUUGCUCUCCAUAUUUGCAGACCACUGCAGCUUUGUGACCGGACAGAGGCUCCGGCGUGCAUGUCAGAUCGCCGAGCUUUACUCAAACCUGUACUCCGAGCGGACCAGGUGGACCCUGGUUGGGAGCAUAUGGCGCAGGUUUCAGAGCAAGCACACCUCCAAUGGGAAACUUAUCGCAGCCCUGGCUUGCGUCUUCAUGUGGGACAACGAGAAGAUUCAAGAUGAAGAAAUCCGCAGGUGUGGACUUGAGCUGCAGGCAAUGGAAACUGUGAAAUGUCAAAAUACUACACCAGGAACAACGGUUGGACAACUGGAGUGCGGCUGGGAAGUUGUGAUGGAGAAAAAGGACUUCAAAGUAUGGAAGCGGCCUAUCCCCGACAGUCACCUCUAUGAAUACAGAGUGCUGGGCUCCUACAGUGAUGUCACACCAAGACAGUUCUUCAAUGUGCAGUUGGACACAGAGUACAGGAAGAAGUGGGAUUCUCUGGUUAUAAAGCUUGACGUGGUGGACAGAGAUGUCAACACAGGCUCUGAAGUUGUGCACUGGGCUACACACUUUCCAUAUCCCAUGUACUCGAGGGACUAUGUUUAUGUGCGGCGCUAUGAUGUUGACUUGGACAACAACCUGAUGGUCUUGGUAUCAAGAGCUGUGCAGCAUCCCAGAGUUCCAGAGUCUCAGGAUUUUGUGAGAGUCCAUUCAUACCAGUCAAAGAUGGUCAUUCGCCCUCACAAGUCCUUUGAUGAGAAUGGAUUUGACUACCUGCUAACCUACAGCGAUGACCCUCAGACGGUCUUUCCUCGUUACUGUGUGAGCUGGAUGGUGUCAAGUGGUAUGCCUGAUUUUCUGGACAAGCUGCAUACUGCUGCCUUGAGGGCCAAGAACUUGGAAGUGGGAAUACACGACUAUGCAGGUGCCAUUAAAUCCAGCGACACCAACCGCCAGCCAAGCCAGGAGCGCCUCGCUGGAGAAAGCAAACACACAGGUGGUCCGGGGCAGAUCUACGCUUGAAAUGGAUAUUUUAUAGACAGGGGUUAUGUUGGUGUGUCUUCACUUGCACUUGAACCCAAAUCAAACCCUCCAACCCCAACUUCUUGGGUACAUUGUGUGAACUUCAAAUGGAACCAACAUUUGUGAGAAACAUAUGUCCAUCCAUAGACAUGGUUAUAUUUGUUGUAGGUGAGAUGUCACAAGAACAAUGAGUGACAGCAUUGCUGUCCUUUGAGAAAACGUUGCCAUGGAAAGGAUGCUGGCCUUGGUACUUUCUGCUUUAUGAGCCAAUGCCAUGCGGCAUUUUUUGCCGCCUUUGGUGAUAAUGCUUGUACUGCAGCCAUUGGUAAGAUCGAGCCAAAAUUCCUGACUGUAGAGAUGCUUUUGCCAAAGCAGUAUUUGUCUCAUUUUAUUGUUCUAUGUCUUGUCUUCCAUUCUUUGACAUGACUCGAUUAUAAAGGCUGUUCAGAUCUCCAGUAGCCACACCACUGGAUUGAUUUCUGUUGCGCAGUAUUGGACGCACAACAGUAACUAUGACUCUGGUGGACAUUGUGACUGAAACGUAAAGCUGUGGCCAAGAUUUCUGCACUGACAGAUGAAGGACUGGGGCCUCUGCAGGGAACACUGUCUAACAUGUUCAUUUCAUGUAUUUAAAAGCAACUGGUCUCCAAUAUAUUUUUGCAGUAUAAGCCAUUGAUCUUCAGAUGACUGUACGAGGGGAAAUUAUAAAAAACAAAACAAAAUGAUGCCAUUAUUAGAUAAUGUGUCCACAGAAUUUAAAAUGAAAACUGUAGGGCUUCUGGUUUUGUUUUAGUGGAUGGCAUUAUUUCGCUGCCAGCACAGUCAAGGUUUCACACUGUCCGUCUCACCGUGUUUGUGUAACUGUUUAAAAACUGCCAGCGUUGACAAAACAGCCUUCUGAAGAUAAACCAGUCCUUCAGCAGUAGGGGCAUAGUGUCUUAUAACAACCACAUAAAUCCUCAGAGACAGUGGUACUUAUGCACUGCAGUUUAUUUUUACUAGUGAGGCAACCCAACAGUUACACAUUUUGAUAAACUGAUGCCCUUUUUAGAGAUACACAGAGCACUUGUGCCAUCUCACAACCAAAUGCAUUUCACAGCAAAAGUUAAGUUGUCCCAUUUCUGCUCAAAUGGUCUUGUUAUUCUGGUGUUAACAACAGUUGUAGUAGCAAUCUGUCGUUCGCACUAGGGAAGUUAUUUGUUACUGUUGAUCUUGUACAUUCAUAAAACCAUAGUCACGAGUGUUGAAAAACCUUGUUAUGAGUAUAACAAGCUCUGUAAUGUUUGUCCCCUGCACUGUGACGCUAUCGUUUUUGUCAUAAAUGUUGAUCCUACUGAAACUCCAUAGACCUCAUCCUCCAGAUGUGUUGCUUUUCUAAUUAAUAGUUUGCAGGGGUGUUAUGAAUGUACAAAGAGCACUACACGCUGUGGAAAAAAAACAUCGCCUAUGUAUAAUAAAGUACACUGUUUACAGCCUGACAAUCUGGAGCAAAUAUCUUGAAAUCUAAUUGUUUAAAAACAUCUCAACUUGUACUCAAAGCUAAUGUCACAUUAGUUUAGGUAGAAUAUUGGACUGAAUCAGCUGUAGUGACUGUGUCAAGGUGAAGCAGUAUGGUGGCUUUCACUGUUGUGAAGGAAAUCUCUCUGUAUUCAAUACUGGUUACCAUAUUCCCAUUGUGUCAAAUAUGAACAAUCUUUUUUUCUGUAGUGAACUAAUAUUUAAUUUUUAAAAAUGGCAGUGUAGGCUGUGAGAUAUGAUUAUGUCAAAAGUAUGAGGGAGGGAAGUAAAUGCUGCUUGCUCACCUUUUUAUCUCGUGAACAAACAGAAUUGUGAGACUUGAGAGAUCAUAACCCCAGUAACAUUAUGAAAUGUUUGCUAAUGUUCAGCUUGCGAAUGUAACAUUUUAAUGGUUUGUCAGUUGUGGACUUCUCUGUCACCUGCAGUAGUCUAAAAGAGUUGUUGCAUACUGUUGUUGUUUCCUCCUGCAGGCGGUAUAACAUUUAUUGUGAUUAGCUAUCACAUGGGAAUUACUUUUCAAGAACUGAAUUAAUGUGUGGGAAACUGAGCUGUCACACUUGUAACCUUGUGAUUUUAAGAAUGAUUAAAAUGAAAGAGCAACUAAUCAGAUAAAAUAAACAGAUCUUCAUGUGCA
Molecule: messenger RNA, 3790 nt
Organism: Scomber japonicus (chub mackerel)
Lineage: Eukaryota; Metazoa; Chordata; Actinopteri; Scombriformes; Scombridae
Gene: stard7
Product: StAR-related lipid transfer (START) domain containing 7
Exons: 8
Coding region: 412-1638 (408 amino acids)
Molecular function (GO): lipid binding
Source: RefSeq, a predicted model, not a curated record